AUGGCAACAGUCUCCCACGUCGAAGGUAGAGUCGAAAUCUCGACGACCAGACUCCUUCUCCGAGGCGCAAGAGCCACCAGCGAUGAAGAGGCGGCCCUGUACGAAGCAUUUUCGGAUCCCGAGGUGACGAAGUACAUGGGGUCGGAGCCGCAUACCUGCCUUACCUCCACAGCAAAGUGGCUUUCAACCAUGGUCGACUCUCCGCAAAACGGCGUCACCGACUUCAUCAUCACACUCACCACUUCGACUCCAGGUCCUCCCGUUACCGUCGGCAAGAUCGGCAUCUGGAGAGACCAGGAAAUCGGAUUCUUCCUAGCCCGCAAAUACUGGGGCCAGGGGAUUGCCCAAGAAGCGCUCAAUGCUCUGAUUCCGUACUUAUUCGGGGAGGAACGAAUGAACGAAAUCACCGCAGAUGUGGACCCGGACAACGAGUCGUGCAUCGGGCUAUUGAAGAAAGUCGGCUUUGUGGUGUAUGGAUUCAGGAAGAGAACAUACAAGGUUGGAGAGAAGUGGUUUGAUAGUCAGUAUAUGAUAUUGAGGAGAGAAACAUGGCAGUGGACAAGACGGACCCACGAUGCUGCCAUGUCGGCUAAGUCGGCGCAUGUGAAUGAUGAACGUUCUUUGACAUGGUCCCUGGGAUGA
Messenger RNA from Fonsecaea multimorphosa CBS 102226, 642 nucleotides. RefSeq lists its product as uncharacterized. Gene Ontology annotation, molecular function: acyltransferase activity, transferring groups other than amino-acyl groups. The record is from RefSeq and is a predicted model, not a curated record. NCBI's taxonomy places the organism in Eukaryota, Fungi, Ascomycota, Eurotiomycetes, Chaetothyriales, Herpotrichiellaceae. The transcript is spliced from 2 exons. The coding region runs from base 1 to 642 and encodes 213 amino acids.